Molecule: messenger RNA, 1287 nt
Organism: Syzygium oleosum
Lineage: Eukaryota; Viridiplantae; Streptophyta; Magnoliopsida; Myrtales; Myrtaceae
Product: probable carboxylesterase 12
Exons: 1
Coding region: 103-1038 (311 amino acids)
Molecular function (GO): hydrolase activity
Source: RefSeq, a predicted model, not a curated record
GUCAGUCCCACCACCACCACCACCACCACCACCACAAGUACCUCGUCCAUUCUCCUCCCGAAAUACACGCGCACGAAGAAAAACAAACCUCAAAAAUUUUCAAUGGCCUCCGAGAUAUCCCAGGACUUCUCCCCCUUCCUCCGCAUCUACGAGGACGGCCGCAUCGAGCGCCUCAUCGGCACCGCCACCGUCCCCGCCUCCCUCGACGACGAACAGACCGGCGUCGCCUCCAGGGACGUCGCCAUCUCGUCCGACCCCGCCGUGUCCGCCAGGCUCUACCUCCCCUCCGGCCGCCCCGAGAAGCUCCCCCUCCUCGUCUACUUCCACGGCGGUGGCUUCUGCAUCGAGACCGCCAGCUCCCCGACGUACCACAACUACCUGAACGCCGUCGCCUCCGAGGCCGGCGUCGUCGUCGUCUCCGUCGAGUAUCGCCGAGCGCCCGAGGACCCUCUCCCCGCGGCCUACGAUGACUCCUGGGCCGCCCUCAAGUGGGUGGCCUCCCACGCGGCCGGGGACGGCCCCGACGAGUGGCUCAACGAGCACGCCGACUUGAAGAGGGUGUUCCUCGCCGGCGACAGCGCGGGGGCUAACAUAGCGCACCACAUGGGGUUGAGGAUCGGGUCCGACAAACUGGACGGCCUGGCGUUUGCGGGGAUUGCGCUGGUGCACCCGUUCUUCUGGGGGAGCGAGCCGGUGGGGACGGAGUCGACGGAGGCCGGGAGGCGGGCUUGGACGGUUGGGUUCUUGAAGAUGACGUGCCCGACGAUCAGCGGGGCCGACGACCCGAUCAUAAACCCGGCAGCUGACCCGGGUCUGGGGCGUUUGGGAUGCGGCAAGGUUCUGGUGUUCGUGGCGGAGAAGGACGGGCUGAGGAGCAGAGGGUGGUACUACGAGGAGGUGCUGAAGAAGAGCGGGUGGAGAGGGAGCGUGGGGGUGGUGGAGACGAAGGGCGAGGAUCACGUGUUCCAUCUGAUGAAUCCGAGCUGCGAGAACGCCGUGGAUCUGAUGAAGAGAUUGGUGAAGUUCUUGAACGAGUGAAAAGUUGUCGUUGUCUAAUUUCGGCCGUAUGCUGGACGAUUGGAUGGUAGCUUGUCGCUUUUGUGUGCUUUUCUAUGUCAUUUUUUUUUAAACUUUUACUUGUUUCGUUUCGUUUGGAUUUGAAUGUGCAAGCCUGCGAGGGCGAAAUUUAUUGUACUGUUUUAUUAACUUUGUCGAGGUGAUAGAUUCGACAUGUCAAUGGAAUGUGACGGUACUUUCGAGCUCAAUAAGAUCGGUGUCUUGUGCAAA